AUGCACUCGAUCAUCGGCUGGAGCAGUCGUGUCGGUGCCUGGGCUCGCGUGGAAGGCACUCCUAUCCCCGUAGGCAGCCACUCCACCAGCAUUGUCAAGCAGGGUGUCAAGGUGCAGAGCAUCACCAUUCUUGGCAAGGAGUGUGGUGUCGGUGACGAGGUCCGCGUGCAGAACUGCGUGUGUCUUCCUUACAAGGAACUCAAGCGGGAUGUUUCUAACGAGGUCAUCAUGUAA
This is a messenger RNA of Penicillium paradoxum, 234 nucleotides long. RefSeq lists its product as uncharacterized. Gene Ontology annotation, cellular component: cytoplasm. Lineage: Eukaryota; Fungi; Ascomycota; Eurotiomycetes; Eurotiales; Aspergillaceae. The transcript is spliced from 2 exons. The record is from RefSeq and is a predicted model, not a curated record. The coding region runs from base 1 to 234 and encodes 77 amino acids.